GUGUGACCGCAGGCUCCUUCUCAGAGCCACGCCAGCCGCCACCAUUGCGUCCAACGACUGGAACGGCAGCAGCAGCCCCGGCGAUGGGAGAGAUGACGGGGCUGAGUUGUUGGAGAAAUCCAUGGACAAUGACGCGGAGGGAGUGUGGAGCCCUGACAUCGAACAGAGCUUCCAGGAGGCCUUGGCCAUUUACCCACCCUGCGGGAGACGGAAAAUCAUACUGUCCGAUGAGGGGAAGAUGUACGGCCGCAAUGAGUUGAUAGCCAGAUACAUCAAGCUACGGACUGGGAAAACACGAACGAGGAAGCAGGUGUCUAGUCACAUACAGGUGUUAGCAAGGAAGAAAGUGAGAGAAUACCAAGCAAGCAUCAAGGUGUCUAGUCAUAUGCAGGUUCUUGCCCGAAGAAAGGCUCGUGAGAUUCAGUCCAAACUGAAGGCCAUGAAUGUGGAUCAAGCCUCGAAAGACAAAGCCCUGCAGAACAUGGCGGCUAUGUCCUCAGCACAGAUUGUCUCAGCGACCGCCAUGCAGAGUAAACUGGGGAUAACGCCACUCCCACAAGGCCCAUAUGUGGGGACACCCAGGUUUUGGUCAGGCCCUCUCCCAGGACAGCCUGGAUCCUCACAGGACGUGAAGCCCUUCGGACAACCGACAUAUUCCAUUCAGACAGCGGUGCCGCCCCCUGUAGCAAGUUAUGAGCCGCUGGGACCCCUCUCGCCGCCUGCAACAAUCCCUGUAUGGCAGGACCGCACCAUCGCCUCCUCAAAGCUGCGGCUGCUGGAAUAUUCUGCCUUUGUGGAGAUGCAGAGAGAUCCCGACACGUACAACAAACACCUCUUUGUGCACAUUGGUCAGACAAAUCCAUCCUACAGCGACCCGCUGCUGGAGGCUGUGGACAUCCGUCAAAUCUACGACAAGUUCCCCGAGAAGAAGGGUGGGCUGAAGGAAUUGUUCGAGAAAGGACCACAGAAUGCUUUCUUCCUCGUCAAGUUCUGGGCGGACCUGAACAGCAAUAUCCAGGACGGCCCGGGGGCUUUCUAUGGCGUCAGCAGUCAAUACACCAGCUCAGAGAACAUGACCAUCACCUGCUCCACCAAGGUCUGCUCGUUUGGAAAGCAAGUAGUGGAGAAAGUAGAGACAGAAUACGCCAGGCUGGAGAAUGGGAGGUUUGUAUUCCGGAUCCAUCGAUCUCCGAUGUGUGAAUACAUGAUCAACUUCAUUCACAAACUCAAACACUUACCGGAGAAGUAUAUGAUGAACAGCGUACUAGAGAACUUCACCAUCCUGCAGGUUGUGACCAAUCGUGACACACAGGAGACGCUGCUGUGUAUAGCCUUCGUAUUUGAGGUGUCGACCAGCGAGCACGGGGCACAGCACCAUGUUUACCGCCUGGUGAAGGAUUAAAGGCUUCCUCCCCUCACCCCGACUCCAAGGGUGCCAACACCCGGCAAUUAUAUACACACCCCAGUGCGUGCCUGAUCGAUUUUAACCAACACACACACAACAACAAAAAGUCUAUUUUUCACAGAAAUACAGAUAUUUUUACAUUAGAACAAAUGUAAAAAAAAGACAAAAAAUAACUGAUGAACUGUUAUGAAGUCAAAGAACAAAUCUGCACUACUUCUGCGAUGGUCUAUAUGUCCAAUUCUCUCUCUCGCGCGCACGCUCUCUCGCUCCAAACUCCAACACUCGAGAGGAAUCGGCAUUGUAGCUUUUCUUCUUGAUUCAGAAAAGAAAUGACACAUCAGGGAUUGUUAGUAUUGGAUAAACGGGUGUCAUUGUCGUGGUUUGUGUGUAGGAACGUUCUUCUGUAUUACUGUUGAUGGGAUGUCAGGCAUAGAGAAAGUUACAUUGUAAAACGACUAGACUAUCUACCCACUGGCUGUCCACCCACCCCACCCCAAUGGUGAGUGGCCUGGGCUGAGCUCAAUUGUGACCCAUUACCUUGGACAUUUCAGGACAUUUAGACACAGGUUUGGGAAAGUGGGAGAAGAGAAUUAGCCGCUAUUUGAUCGAACCGAAACUGGGUGUUCCACUUCUAAUUCCGUGUCCUCCCUCCCUCCCUCUCUUUCUCUCUCUCAUACUACCUGUCUUCUCACCUACCUUCACCCUCUCUCUACCUCCCACCUCACAGCCCUCUCUGGCUCCAAAGCCCUCAACUCAACCUCCCCUCUGCUUCUCUCUCAACCACUCCCAACCCCCCUCCACCCCUUCAGUAUUGAUGGGCGUGGGGGCAAUUUUGGACAGAUAUGAGAUUCACCUUAAUAUCCUGAUCAGAGGUAAAGAGGGCUUUUUACAACUGCAAACCACAGUACACCGCCCUCCCCCCACCCGCACACACAUAUAAUUGCCCAUCUGGAUUACAUAUGUGCAACAAAUUUAAGCAGCACUUAUUACAAAUAACUUCUACCCAGGUAUCUCCCUCCCUGCGGUAUUUGCAUGGUGAGAGGGUGUGAGAGAGGUGUUGAGACACUGUUUUGCUGGGAGCAGUGUGUUGGAUUCAGGAACUGGUGGAGUGAGAUUCUGGCUCUCCAUUUGUGUGAAGGACUGUAUGUCUGUCUGUGUGAUUUCCCGCUGAAUACCCCAACUCUGCCCCGAAAGCUUUUCGUUUGUAAUUAUUUAUUUUAAUUUUUUUAACGGGAUUUACAGGGCUGUUGCCAAGCCUGUGAAGGUCUCUAUCCACUGCCCUAGAAAGUGAGGGAAAGCGGUUGUGGUGUGGGUGGGAGGCUGCUCUGAUUUACACAACGCCUUUCACAU
Messenger RNA from Callorhinchus milii (elephant shark), 2755 nucleotides. RefSeq names its product transcriptional enhancer factor TEF-5. Gene Ontology annotation, cellular component: transcription regulator complex. The coding region runs from base 122 to 1402 and encodes 426 amino acids. The record is from RefSeq and is a predicted model, not a curated record. Gene Ontology annotation, biological process: embryonic organ development; positive regulation of transcription by RNA polymerase II; hippo signaling. Gene Ontology annotation, molecular function: DNA-binding transcription factor activity, RNA polymerase II-specific; RNA polymerase II cis-regulatory region sequence-specific DNA binding. The transcript has 13 exons. Lineage: Eukaryota; Metazoa; Chordata; Chondrichthyes; Chimaeriformes; Callorhinchidae.